Molecule: messenger RNA, 495 nt
Organism: Humulus lupulus (European hop)
Lineage: Eukaryota; Viridiplantae; Streptophyta; Magnoliopsida; Rosales; Cannabaceae
Exons: 2
Coding region: 1-495 (164 amino acids)
Source: RefSeq, a predicted model, not a curated record
AUGAGACUGCCUAUUCUGAGAGGGUUGUCUUUUGAGAGCAAGUUUUUGCCAACAGAUCCACCUGAUGAUGAUGCUGCUAGUCCCUCAGUUAUGCAUCAGGAUCUUAUUGCCAUUCAAUCAAAAUUGGCUGAAGUGCAAGAUUCCCAGAAGUGUAUAUUGCUUGUAAUUUCUGAAUUGAAGGCAUCUUUUGCAUCUGAUUUUGCUUCAGUUAUAUCUUUGUUGGGUGAUAUUAAGACAUCUAUAGCAGCUGGUAAUCAUAAUGUUGGUGGAGAGUUUGAAGAUCCUAUGCAUGCUGAGGCUUCUUCUGAGGAUUUUUUUGAUGGCCAUUCCUCUGGGGGUUACCAAAAUGUUGAUAUUGGUGAGGAGUUGGGGGCUGAUUUGGAGCAUUCCGUUCAGAUUGCUUCAAAAAAUUUUACUACUGAUAAAGUAAGAUUUUAUUUUUCUUUUAUUUGUUUAAGCAAUUGGUUUAUUUCCCCCUUGUUUUUUUGUUUGUAA